Ceratotherium simum simum (southern white rhinoceros) is the source of this 2394-nucleotide messenger RNA. It is a transcript of the gene LRRC47, whose product is annotated as leucine rich repeat containing 47. Lineage: Eukaryota; Metazoa; Chordata; Mammalia; Perissodactyla; Rhinocerotidae. Gene Ontology annotation, molecular function: phenylalanine-tRNA ligase activity; RNA binding; protein binding. The record is from RefSeq and is a predicted model, not a curated record. Gene Ontology annotation, biological process: phenylalanyl-tRNA aminoacylation.
CAUUUGGGAGAGGACCCUCUCCUCUAUGGCACUCACUGAGGCGCUCUAGCGUCCGGGCGUGUUCUCUAUGGCUUCUUCCGGCCUGAGCCGGAAGUGACGCAGCCGUGCCCCGGAAGCACCCCGGGACAGGCUGCGGAAGCGGCGGCACGAUGGCGGCGGCAGCGGCUGUCUCCGAGGCCUGGCCCGAGCUGGAGCUGGCGGAGCGGGAGCGGCGGCGGGAGCUGAUGCUGACGGGGCCCGGGCUGGAGGAGCGGGUGCGGGCGGCGGGCGGGCGGCUGCCGCCGCGGCUCUUCACCCUGCCGCUGCUGCACUACCUGGAGGUGAGCGGCUGCGGGAGCCUGCGCGAGCCGGGGCCGGGCCUGGCGCAGGGCCUCCCGCAGCUGCACAGCCUGGUGCUGCGCCGCAACGCGCUGGGGCCCGGCCUGAGCCCCGAGCUCGGCCCGCUGCCCGCGCUGCGCGUGCUCGACCUGUCGGGCAACGCGCUGGAGGCGCUGCCGCCGGGCCAGGGCCUGGGCCCCGCCGACCCGCCGGGCCUCCCGCAGCUGCAGAGCCUCAACCUCAGCGGCAACCGGCUGCGCGAGCUGCCCGCCGACCUGGCGCGCUGCGCCCCGCGCCUGCAGACCCUCAACCUCACCGGCAACCGCCUGGACUCCUUCCCCGCCGCGCUCUUCCGCCCCGGCGCGCUGCCCCUGCUCAGCGAACUGGCGGCCGCCGACAACUGCCUCCGAGAGCUCAGCCCCGACAUCGCCCACCUGGCCUCGCUCAAGAUGCUGGACCUCUCCAACAACCAGCUCAGUGAGAUCCCGGCGGAGCUGGCCGACUGCCCCAAGCUCAAGGAGAUCAACUUCCGGGGCAACAAGCUGAAGGACAGGCGCCUGGAGAAGAUGGUCAGCGGCUGCCAGACCAGGUCGAUCCUGGAGUACCUGCGCGUCGGAGGCCGGGGCAGCGGGCGGGGCAAGGGCAAGGCCGAGGGCCCCGAGAAGGAAGAGGGCCGGAGGAAGAGGAGGGAGAGGAAGAAGAAGGAGAGUGGUGAGGGCGAGGAGGAGGAGGUGGACCACGCCAGCAGGCUGCUGCUCAGGGUCCUGCACAUCUCGGAGAGCCCUGCCCCACUGAUGGUCAGGGUGAGCCCCGAGGUCGGGGACGUCCGGCCAUUCAUUGUGGGCGCCGUUGUGAGGGGCAUGGACCUGCAGGCCGGCAACGCGCUCAAGCGGUUCCUCACCUCCCAGACAAAGCUCCACGAGGACCUUUGUGAGAAGAGAACAGUGGCCACCAUCGCAACCCACGACCUCAGAGCUGUCCGAGGGCCUCUGCUGUACGCUGCUCGCCCGCCGAAGGACCUCAAGAUCGUCCCCCUGGGGCGGAGAGAAGUCAAGGCCGAGGACCUGGUGCGGCAGUUGCAGCAGGAGGCCGAGGAGCACAGGAAGCAGAAGAAGAGGCAGAACGUCUCGGGCCUGCACAGAUAUCUUCACCUACUGGAUGGAAAAGAAAACUACCCUUGCCUUGUGGAUGCAGAUGGUGACGUGAUUUCUUUCCCACCGAUAACCAACAGUGAGAAGACGAAGGUUAAGAAAACAACCUCUGAUUUGUUUCUGGAAGUAACAAGUGCUACUAGUCUGCAGAUAUGCAAAGAUAUCAUGGAUGCCCUCGUUCUGAAAAUGGCAGAAAUCAACAAAUACACUUUGGAAAAUAAGGAGGAAGGCUCACUCUCAGACACUGAAGCUGAUGCAAUUUCGGGACAACCUGCAGCUCCCAGAAUGAAUCCCUGUGCUGAGAAUGACGGGCCCUCCCCACUGGUGGUGGAGCAGGUCCGUGUGGUGGACGAGGAGGGGCACCUGAAGGUGGUGUACCCGUCCAAGACGGACCUGGACACGGCGGCGGCUUCCCACGUGACCGUGAUCCGCUGAGAAGCCGGGCUGUGGCUCCGUGCCAGCCAGCUCCCAGUCAUACGUGGUGUCAGCUGUGUCUUUCUAUGGGGUUUAUAUGUGGUGGUGUUAAAUUAUUUGUUACAUUUUCACCUCAGUAUUUUUUAAGAUAGCUGCAUUCUUUGUUCAGUUUUCCAGACGAUUCCGUUGUAAAGGGUGCCAUGUUGUCAUGUGCUUAAAUUGAUUUGCCUUUAUAGCACCAAACUGAUUUUACUAAUGCUUUUUAUGAAAUUACUUGAAUAUCGGAAUUGACUGUUCAAAACGUUCUCAAAUCAUGUAGACACACAGCAAAUAAUUCAUGGGGGGAAAAAAGACUAUAAUUGGUUUGAAUAUUCAGUUCUAAAUUGAGAAGCUGAACGACAUGCAUUUUAUUGAACUGCACAAUUAUUUUUCUAUGAUACAGCAUCUUUUAAAAUCAUCCUGUGCCAACAGCACAGCUUACAGAUGUGGACUGACAUAGUAUUAUCCAGCC